CAAGCUAUCGUUAGAUUCGUGUUGAAUUGCUGACGAAGACCAGAAUAUAUUCUACAAAAUGAUUGGAAUUUCUUUUCUGCUACUAGUUUUUAAUUUCUUCCAUGAAAGUUCAGCACAAAAUGUCAUUUGUUACUAUGACAGUAGUGCCGCCUCUCUUGACAAUCCUCUAACGCCGGAGAACCUGAGUGUAGCCAAUUGUACUCAUUACACUUACAUUGGCCUUGGCUUGACUGCGAAAGGAGAUUUAAGGCUGCUGCAUGAGAGCUAUGACAAAACUACCGGAUUCUCUUCGUUCCAAAAUCUACGCUCGAGUAAUGCGAAACUAUUGGUCCUGCUGGGUGGCAUUUACGAAAGCAGCUCAACGUUCUCCAAUGUUGUCGGCACCUAUCCAGAUACCCUCAUCAACAAUAUUGCUCUUUUUUUGAACCGCUACAAUUUCGAUGGUAUCGACAUCGACUGGCGCUAUCCGGCAAGUCGGGGAGGCAAAGCAGCGGAUAAAGCCAAUUUUCAGAAGUUUGUUAUUCGGCUACGAGCUAGACUGAACAUGAUAAACAAGUUGCUCGUGAUAUCCGUGUCGCCGACCAAGAGCAUCUUUACGGCAGCAUACGACAGCAUUACGUUGAGCUUAUAUGCUGAUAUGAUAAACGUUUACGCCUUCAAUUUCACCGAGACAAUAGAAACCAAAACAGCUAAUUUGGCUCCAAUGUACUCAAAUUCAGCGAAUCCGAUUAGUGUGAACUCAUCCAUCGUCGAUUGGUUGUCCACCAAAGUAAGGAAGAGCAAAAUCAACAUCGGUGUUGCAACUUACGCUCGCACCUACACUCUCACCAACGCCACAAAAAAUAUUCUAGGCUCUGCGGUAAGUGGUCCCGGAACGAUGGGACCGAAUUCCAAACAGGCUGGUUAUUUGGCACAGUAUGAAUUUUGUUCGUUGAGUGGCGCUUAUUUCAACACGACGGAUGUUGCAACGCAAACCAUAUACUACACUAAAGACUCGAGCUGGAUUAGUACGGAAACUGCUGACACUCUGAUUCAGAAGUUUUCCUACGUACUGGAUAAUGCCCUCGGGGGAGUUGCGAUUUAUACGCUCGACUGGGAUGAUUGGAGCAACGGAUGUGGUGCCGGAGAAUUUCCGGCUGCGGCUCUGGCACAGCAAUAUUUCAACUAUGGCAGCAGCAGUCCAUAAAUAGUUUUUUUUUCGUUGAGGCACGUGGUAUGUUAAAAUUUGUGCGUGCUUUCCUUCGGCACGCGUCUUUCUCGCUUAGAUGUCGAAAAUAAAAUCCUAAUAU
Topomyia yanbarensis is the source of this 1289-nucleotide messenger RNA. Its product is annotated as chitotriosidase-1-like. NCBI's taxonomy places the organism in Eukaryota, Metazoa, Arthropoda, Insecta, Diptera, Culicidae. The record is from RefSeq and is a predicted model, not a curated record. Gene Ontology annotation, molecular function: chitinase activity; chitin binding. Gene Ontology annotation, cellular component: extracellular region. Gene Ontology annotation, biological process: carbohydrate metabolic process; chitin catabolic process. The coding region runs from base 59 to 1186 and encodes 375 amino acids. The transcript is spliced from 7 exons.